Molecule: messenger RNA, 974 nt
Organism: Drosophila busckii
Lineage: Eukaryota; Metazoa; Arthropoda; Insecta; Diptera; Drosophilidae
Gene: Sf3a2
Product: splicing factor 3A subunit 2
Exons: 1
Coding region: 137-919 (260 amino acids)
Biological process (GO): spliceosomal complex assembly
Cellular component (GO): U2 snRNP; U2-type prespliceosome; nucleus
Molecular function (GO): zinc ion binding; nucleic acid binding
Source: RefSeq, a predicted model, not a curated record
UUUUAAUGAUAGUAGUUCAGUUGAACGAACUUAUGGAUGCUGCUCUGAGUUUUCAAGUAGUGUGGCAACCCUGCCCUGCAAAAACAAGACAAAUUUUAUUUUCACAGCGUUUUUUUCGUAUAAAUUAAAUUAAAACAUGGAUUUUCAAAAUCGCGCCGGUGGCAAAACCGGUAGCGGUGGUGUCGCCUCCUGGUCGGAGACGAAUCGCGAGCGUCGCGAACGGUUGCGGCAGUUGGCGCUUGAAACAAUUGAUUUGAAUAAGGAUCCAUAUUUUAUGAAAAACCAUCUUGGCUCCUACGAAUGUAAGCUAUGUCUAACGCUUCACAACAACGAGGGCAGUUACCUGGCGCACACGCAAGGCAAAAAACAUCAGGAGAACUUGGCACGACGUGCCGCCAAGGAGGCCAAAGAAGCACCUUCCUCGCUGCUUGCGCCGGAAAAACCACGCGUGGAACCCAAAAAGUUUGUGAAAAUCGGUCGGCCCGGUUAUCGUGUUACCAAACAACGUGAGCCCUCAAAUGGACAGCAGUCGCUGCUCUUUCAGAUCGAUUAUCCGGAGAUUAGUGAAGGUAUAGUGCCGCGUCAUCGUUUCAUGUCCGCCUACGAGCAAAAGAUUGAGCCACCAGACCGCAAGUGGCAGUACCUGCUCUUUGCGGCUGAGCCCUAUGAAACAAUUGGCUUCAAAGUGCCCUCACGUGAAGUGGAGAAAACCGAAGGCAGGUUUUGGACGCAUUGGAAUCGAGAUACCAAGCAGUUUUUCCUGCAGUUUGCAUUCAAGUUCGAGCCAAAGAUACUGCCACCACCGCCGCCGAAUAUUCAUAGAACACUGGGACCACCGGCUGGCUUCCCCAUGCCAGGACCACCUCGUCCCGCUAUGCAUCCCAUGUUCAAUGGCGUGCCACCGCCGCCACCCAUGUAAACCAGACUUUGUAAACGUAAUUAAAUAUAACAGCAAAAUAAAUAAACUACAAUGU